UGGGACCUUCUGCUGGCGAUCGUCUAUCAAGAAAAGUUUUUUGAUCCACUCUUUGCUUUUCCUGGGCAUAAAGCAGCCAUAGCCAUGCCGAGGAGAGUUGGAAAAGAAGUUGCACAACAAGUGGAAGUGGCUCCCGUGAGUCCAAGACAUUCUGAAGGUGAAAAUAGUCCAGAGCAUCUUCCACCUAUUUCUCCCUUGGCAGAUCGAUCAUAUGGCAAUCCCAUAUAUCGCAAUGAUGAUGAGGAGAAAGUUGAUUCUGCUGAGUCAAGCAAUAAAAUAUCUCAAGAACUUCAGCAGAUAAGGAAGCUACAAGAAGAAGCCAAUCAGAACAUGGAGCGUAGUCUACAAAGCUUUCUACAAGCCCAACGAAAACAUUCAGAUCAUUUCACUCAAUCUUUGAAUGUUAUUGAAAGGGCCAUUAAUGAAAGUUCUCGAGCCAUCCGAGAAGAUGUAGCAGAAAGUCGCAAAACCUUCACUGCAGUUUCUGAGAGAACCAUGGAACAUGUUCGACAGCAGCAAAAUGUUCCAAGGCAACCCGUACCUCCAGCAAUGGAAUUGUCACAGCAAAAUCUUCCAGAUCCUUUGCUCGGGGGGCACGGGGGGCAUAUUAAUCAGCCACAGUUCAAUAGGCAGCAGCAAAACAAUCCUGCUGGUGGCAUCCUUGGACCACAAGAUCCUGUGGAAGCAGCAUUCCGUGCAGCUGAGCAGUUCAACGCCAAUCAACAAAUAUAUGUACCCCCUGCACGGCGUCCAAAUGCUGUCCCACAGCCCAAUUUGCAGAAUAAUGAGACAUAUGGUCCAGCUCUGAGACCAUUGGUUCGUCCUUCCUAUCACAAGCCGUAUCCAGAUUACAUAGAUCGGGAUAAUCCAUUUCCUCGUGGAUUCAAAGUGCCUGAAUUUACUUUGUUUUCUGGGGACGCAAGCCAGUCAACCAUUGAACACAUUGGUAGGUUCACUAUUCAAUGUGGGGAGGCAUCGGGUGAUGAUUUUUUGAAGUUGAGACUCUUCCCAAGUUCUUUAACUGAGCCUGAGAUAUCCAUGGCUGAUCUUUCUAGACUAACUCAACGGCCAGGGGAAUCUUCUGAAAAUUAUCUUAUGUGGUUUAGAAAAGCCCGGAUGAAGUGUCAUGUUGCCUUACUAGAGCAAGAGUUCGUGAAGCUUGCUCAGAAUGGUUUAGACAUUGAACUUCGAAAGAAGUUUGAGGGGAUGGAAUUUAGAGACUUCUUUGAGCUCUCUUAUAAGGUGGCACGUUAUGAAAACCUUUUAAGAGAGGAAUCCCCAAGAAAGGCAGCGUCGCAAGGAACUUAUUAUCAGGAUGCUUUUGACCUUGAUGUUGCCGAGGUCUUUGCAGACAAGCCAGUAACUUGUCCUAAUCUAGUGAAAGUCACCCAACAAGUUGAGGCGGCUGCAAAGCGUCUCUCAUAUGAAUCUGGGAGACAAUAUACAUUUGAUGUGACUAAAGCAAAUGAAAUAUUUGAUUAUUUGAAAAAGUCAGGACAUAUUAAGCUGCCGCAGGGGCAUAGGCUCCCGAUGGUUGCUGAAAUUGCAUCCAAAGAUUACUGUAAGUUUCAUAACUCUUGGAAACACUCUACUAAUGACUGUGUUAUUUUUCGGAAUGUGUUGCAGGACAAGAUUGACAAAGGGUUGCUUCGUUUCCCUGAAAAACCCAAGGAAGCCAUGGGGGUUGAUGACAAUCCUUUUCCGAAUGUCGAUGUUGGAGUUAAUGUUGCUGACAUAAGGAGCAUUUCUCGAAGGACGUAUAGAGGGCGAACUUUGGCUGCAGAUGAGCUUCGCUGGGUGAUUGAGAAGGAAAGGGAGCGUUGUGCCCAACAGAAUCAGAGGCUCGGGGGGCAACACCAUGCUGCUAGAAUCUAUGCAUCCAAAUCCAGGAUGAAGGAGGCUCGACAUACAGAUCACUCUCGUAUGGUUAAGCCUCCACACCGACCUCCAAGUAAAAGGUUGCAGCGAAAGCGAGCAGAGGCACGUCGUCGUCAACAGUUAGCUACUGAGGAAGUUAAGGUUCCACAACGUUCUCUCGCAAAGGGAAAGAUGGUGUGGAAGAGAAAAGAAAGUCAAGAGGUUGCUGUCCAGAAUGAAUCUCAGCCGAAGGUGCCACCUCCUAAGCUCACCUCAUUGAUCGUUAAUGAAAAUGAGUUGAAGGCAACCUUUGAAGCAGAUCAACAAGCAGAGUUGACUAGCGAUGAUAAUCUUCUUGAGGACAUGGAUCCAAGGGCAGCGAGACUACCCAUGUUUCCGAUGGCAGCAUGCUUGUUGAGGAAGAAGUGAUAGAGGUUCCAGCCCAAGAAGAGGAAGAGGAGCAUGAUAUCCUUUCAGAACAAAUUAUCUUUAACAAACCAGAUGAAA
Messenger RNA from Rubroshorea leprosula, 2364 nucleotides. The record is from the annotation of a GenBank genome assembly. NCBI's taxonomy places the organism in Eukaryota, Viridiplantae, Streptophyta, Magnoliopsida, Malvales, Dipterocarpaceae.